CUCACAUGCUGAAGCCCUUGCUCGAUCGCUCCCGCCCUAUAAAUACUACAGCACCCCUGCCUCCUCAUCGCACACUCGCACACCAUAAGCCUACACAGCCCUAGCAGCUACCUUUCUUGAUUAGAGACUCCUCCACCGUCGACGCACACUAGCUAGCUACACAAGCAAUCGGUCACACCCCACGAAGUACACAACUCAAGCACCACUUCCAUCACCUCUCCAUCGAUCAUGGCGGGGCAGCAGGCACGGUGCACGAGGAAGGCGGUGUCGCCGUCAUCGAGGGUGGCGAUCAUCGGCGGCGGCAUCAGCGGCCUGGCCGCGGCGAAGCAGCUGGCGGCGCACGACCCCGUGGUGUUCGAGGCCACGCCGUCCAUCGGCGGGGUGUGGAAGCACUGCGUGUACCGGUCGACGCGGCUGCAGACGCCGCGGCCCGACUACGAGUUCUCCGAUUACUCGUGGCGCAACCGCGAGGACCCCACGUUCCCGACGCACGCCGAGAUCGUGGAGUACCUCGAGGGCUACGCCGACACGUUCGACCUGUGGCGCUACAUCAUGUUCGGCGCGAAGGUGGUCGACGUCAAAUGCCUCGGCGGCGCCGGGUUCACGGAGCUGUGGAGCGGUACCGGCGAGCCGCUCCAGGGCAAGCCCAUGUGGGAGGUCGGCGUUGCCACCGGCGACUCUGACACCGUUCAGUACUACAAGUUCGAGUUCGUGGUGAUGUGCACGGGCAAGUACGGCGACGUGCCGCGGAUGCCGGUGUUCCCGCUGGGCAAGGGCCCGGAGGUGUUCAAGGGGACGGUGAUGCACUCGCUGGACUACUGCAAGCUCAGCGAGGACGAGACCGUGGAGCUGAUGAAAAGCAAGAAGGUUGUGGUGGUUGGGUACAAGAAGAGCGCCAUUGACCUAGCUCUUGAAUGCGCCCAGGCCAACCAAGGCGAGGGAGGCGAGGCGUGCACCAUGCUGGUGAGGACCCUGCACUGGGUGGUGCCGUCCUACUCCAUCUGGGGACUGCCCUUCUUCCUCUUCUACUCCACCCGCCUUGCCCAGUUCCUCUACGAGCGACCCAACCAGGGCCUCCUCCGCUCGCUCCUCUGCCGCCUCAUGAGCCCACUGAGGGCGGGAGUGUCCAAGUUCAUCGAGUCGUACCUGGCCUGGAAGCUCCCGCUGGAGAAGUACGGGCUCCGGCCGGAGCACCCGUUCGUGGAGGACUAUGCGAGCUGCCAGAUGGCCAUCCUGCCCGACGGCUUCUUCGACAUGGCGGACCAGGACCUGAUCCGCUUCAAGAGGGCCUCCGGCUGGUGCUUCUCCGAGAACGGCGUCGUCCUCGAGGACGGCACAGAGGUGGAGGCCGACCUCGUCUUCCUCGCCACCGGCUUCGAGGGCAAGGACAAGCUCCGUGCCGUCCUGCCGGAUCCCUUCCGCGGUCUAGUCCUCAACAACUCCGGUAUGAUGCCGCUCUACCGCGGCACUAUCCACCCGCUGAUCCCGAACAUGGCCUUUGUGGGGUACGUGGAGAGCGUGUCGAACCUGCACACGUCGGAGCUGCGGUGCCGGUGGCUGGCGGGGCUGCUCGGGGGCCGGUUCGCGCUGCCGAGCGUGGAGGCGAUGGUGCGACACGUCGACGGCGAGGCGGAGGCCAUGCGCCGCACCACGCGCUUCUACCGACGCCACUGCAUCUCCACCUACAGCAUCCACGACAGCGACGCCAUGUGCGCCGACCUGGGAUCCAGGGUGCACCGCAAGGGCAACUGGCUCGCCGAGCUCUUCGCGCCAUACAACAACAAGGACUACAAGGAAGAAUAGAAUCGAUCCAUCGACUACCACACUGGCACAAUUCGAUCGAUCGAUUGUGCCACAUUCAUUAAACUCAAAUUAAUGAAUUAAACAUACUUUGAAUUGAAAAAAGAUUUGUAUACGUAUGCGUAGCGCGUAAUAAUAUUCGUUAUUUGUUUAUACUAGCUAGUAUCAUUAUAAGUUAAGGACUAGUAAUGAAUAAUCAAGGAAGAUUGAUUAGGUCAUGGUCAUGUCAUGUGAACCCAGGAAGUGUUUGGUAGAGGACUCGAUCGAGACUUUGAUCGAGGUCUCGUGGCCGCGACCGCAAGAUCACAGGUGAGGACUGAAGAACCGGGACCAUAUGGAGCAAGGUAGUUAGGUCCGCAUAUGCUUCUUGUACCAAAGGAGUGAUUACAACUAAAAUUCCUUCC
Molecule: messenger RNA, 2204 nt
Organism: Phragmites australis (common reed)
Lineage: Eukaryota; Viridiplantae; Streptophyta; Magnoliopsida; Poales; Poaceae
Product: probable flavin-containing monooxygenase 1
Exons: 5
Coding region: 229-1803 (524 amino acids)
Molecular function (GO): flavin adenine dinucleotide binding; N,N-dimethylaniline monooxygenase activity; NADP binding
Source: RefSeq, a predicted model, not a curated record